Molecule: messenger RNA, 486 nt
Organism: Paramecium primaurelia
Lineage: Eukaryota; Ciliophora; Oligohymenophorea; Peniculida; Parameciidae
Source: the annotation of a GenBank genome assembly
AUGUUCAAUUAAAAAGGAAUAGCAUUUCAGAUAAGAGCUUAAAAUUUUUCUUAAAAGGUCGCAUCCAAAAAUAAUUUUAGAGCAACUACUAUAUUAACAAAAGCUGAUAGUAUUUACAUGAUUUAAGAAUUUUGCAAAAUAUAAGAAGAAAGAUAAUUGAUGUAUAUUGAUGAAAUAGGGAUCGGCAAAGAUUUGAUUGCACCUAGGGUUUGGUGUAACAAAAGAUAAAUUUUUAAUAUUUAUCUAUCAGAGAUUCUAACAAGAAUCAAUAUUAUUGGAGCAAUGAAUAGAGAGUUUAAAGAGCUAAAUUAGUUGAAAAUUUUAGAUAAAGCUUAUUCAAAUUUGUAAUAAAAAAUAUGGGCUAAGAAAUUAUGUAUUUCUAAUAGAUAAUGCUUCCGUUCAUAAAGAAAAUUUUUUUACUAGAGAUGCUUUAAAUUUGAAUAAUGUGUAUUUAUAACCAUGUUCACAACAGUUGAAUCCAAUUGA